AUGUUCUCCCCUGCAGCACCGUUUCAUUUUCUGCUCGGUACACUACUAAGAACGCUUGAAGAGAUCGAAGACAUUCUCACCGGCCGGUACUUCUUCGACGAUGGCAUGUCAUACUGGGAAAAGUUGAUGGCCAGUAUCAGCAAAAUGCCGGGAAUGAUAGGGAAUGGAGCCAAAGCCAGAAGCACAACAUCCACAAUCUAUUACUACACUCCAACCUCGCUCAGCAUGUCGUCAACGACGCUCAGCCCAACCAGGGUCCGACCAGUCAUCACUGCCAUUCCUUCCACCGAUCACCAAGCGCCUGUGAACUAUUUGCAUAUGGAAAAAGUACUUGUGCAACCACUACCACCCUCCGGAACCUUCCUCGCAUACAAUCUCUUCCUUGCCACAAGCACUAAACCUCAGCAAGUUCCACCAGUGCACGAGACGUCUCAGAUUUCUGCUAAGCAAGAGAACCUGGAACAUCUACUUGGCCAAAGCCGACGUGAAGUCAAGAAGAUUCGACAUUCUCUAACUCAAAUGAACAGAAGACAGAACUUGCAGGCUCGGGACUGGGCUUCUCUGUAUAACCGACAGGAGAAGGCGCAUGGUGAACAGUUCCAGUGGGUGCAAGGUGCCCUUGUCCGGCAGAUAGAGGAAGUGAACAAACGAUGCACGAAAUUGGCCAAGGAAGUGGAUGAUCACAUCACUCUUUCUGAAGACAACAUCCAAACUAUGCUCGAACUCGAAUACCCCAAACUCAAUCGUUUUGCCACUGUAACCACGAAAAUGCGUGCUGACAACAGGAAGAAAUAUUGGCAAGAAUCAGACAUCAUUUACGGCUAUUCUCCAGUUGCUCAACAGAAGCCAGACGAGAUCAAAAAGCCUGCAGCCAUACCGGCAAUCGUUGUGCACCCUCCUGCAGUCGAACCGACUCCUGUUGUUCAAGAACCGACUCCUGUUGUUGUUGUUGAAGAAAACCGACUCCUAACCAAUGUUGUUGAAGAACCAAUCCCUCCUGUUGUUGUUGAAGAACCAAUCCCUGUUGUUGUUGAAGAACCAAUCCCUGUUGUUGUUGAAGAACCAAUCCCUGUUGUUGUUGAAGAACCAAUCCCUGUUGUUGUUGAAGAACCAAUCCCUGUUGUUGUUGAAGAACCAAUCCCUGUUGUUGUUGAAGAACCAAUCCCUGUUGUUGUUCAAGAAGCGACUCCUCUUGUUGUUGAAGAACCAAUCCCUGUUGUUAUUGAAGAAGCAACUCCUAUUGUUGAAGAAGCGACCCCUAUUAUCGACGAAGCGCCGGUCACUGAACCACCAAUCAUCGAGGAGAACCCCAUCACUGAGCCUCCUGUCGUCGAUGAAGCGCCGGUGUUUGAACAACUUGUCAUCGAAGAGGACCCCAUCACUGAACCUCCUGUUGUCGAUGAAGCGCCGGUGGCUGAGCCAUUUAUCAUCGAAGAGACCGCCGCCACUGAACCUCCUGUUGUUGGCGAUGCCCCUGUCGCCACAGCACCUACCGUGGAAGAGGCCGCCAUACGCGAACCACCUCUUCUUUAUAAUGCGCCUGUUGCUGAGCCAUCCGUGGUCCAAGAGGUCCCUGUCUUGGACGAGAUUCCAGCUGAGGGCGCAAGAGAUGGUUCGAUUGUGCAGAGCUCGGUCGAGGCCGAAGACCCCAUGGACGCCAGGGCACCCUCCCCUGCCCCCUCCCAUCACUCUGCCGAUUCAUUAGACUCUCUUUUUGAGGGUCCUAUACACGAUGAGGAGAUGCAAGAAUCCCCUGGCGAUGUGGCAGCGGAGGGCGUGCAAGCACCCUCUACAGACCUUGCCAUGGAGGCACCCAACCUCCACGGCACACCUGGUUUGAUACCGGUGCCUGCUGAAGACUCGCACAUGCAAGAUGCAGAAGUUCCACUUCUGCCAGUCUUCGCUCCUCCUCCUCCGCCAAUCUUCACACCUCCUCCGCCGCCAGUCUUCACACCUCCUCCUCCUCCUCCGCCAGUCUUCGCACCUCCUCCUCCUCCACCAGUCUUUACACCUCCUCCCCCUUCCCCCUUCUUCACACCUCGUCCUCCUCAACCACCUACACCGACUGUGCAGCCAGCUAAUGGCGGUCUCAUACGUAAGAAAGCCGUGCCCAAAGGGCGCUUUUCACGAGCUCUCCCACCGUCGAGCUUGUUCAAUUUCGCGGUGCCGUCACCUCCAGCAGCCAUCCCAUCCUUGCCGCCAGCACCCGUCUCGCCGUUACCACCGGCAAGUGGUGCAUACAGUGGUACAUCCAUAACACAGACACCUCUAGUACCACCCCCUGUGCAACUUAUACCUGGUUUGGGGAUGCUUCCGCCACCACCGCCGCCACCGCAAGCCACUCCUCCGACAUUACCACCACCAGUAGUGGCUCCAUCGAGUCAGCCUUCGUCUUCAGAAAACGGGCCAGCCGGCAGCAGUAGCCAGCAGUCAAACCAAUAUGUUAGUACCCAUUCCGCCCUAGCUAACCUUGCUAGAAUGGUGAAAGAUGCCAAGGCUGACAAAAAGCAGACGCAAGAAAGCUUGAAUGGAGGUCGACUACCGAUGACCCGGCCUGGGUGUAACCUAGCUGGAUGCUGGGAUGCCUCGAUUCACCUCCACUCGGAAGAAGAGCUAGAUGAAUGUGAAUGUGAUGGCAUGUGGCAGUGUGAGGGUUGUGAAGCUGCAUUUGAUACUACUCACGACUGUGUGGUAAAAGGAGUAAAUGGCUGGUACUGGGAAUGCUUCACCGAAGGCUGUGGUAUUCGGUGGAAACAUACACACCAAGAGGACGAGCAGGAUACCGAGCCAGCCCCCGACCCUUGUGAUCCAAACACGUUUGCAAACCAUGGUGGUGAUGACGAAAACGAUGGAAAUGGCCAAGGAGAUGUCAAGGGGAAAGGGAAGCAGACCGCCGUGGACCCGGCUGCGCAACAAGGCACCCAGAAAGGGAAAUACCAGCUCGACGAGAUAGAUCGGGCAUUGCUAGACGAGAGAUCGGACGAUGAGUCGGAGUUGUCGGAAGCGCAAGACGUAGCCAAUCCAUUCGACGACGCCAAGGACAACUACCACCACUCAGAUGGAGAAGAUGGAGACAACGAGAAUGACUACGACGACGACGACAACGACGAGGAUGACAGUGACGAUGAUGACAGCUCCGUCAGCUCCGGCGAAUACGAAAGACGCGAGCGCUUAGAGGCGGAGCGCAAGCGCCGAGAGCGGUAUGAGUGGGAGCUCCACGUCGGUGGUAAUCUGAAACUGAAACCGGAUCCGGAGGUCGGCGAUGAGGUAGAUGAGGAGUUGUCGGAAGCGCAAGACGUAGCCAAUCCAUUCGACGACGCCAAGGACAACUACCACCACUCAGAUGGAGAAGAUGGAGACAACGAGAAUGACUACGACGACGACGACAACGACGAGGAUGACAGUGACGAUGAUGACAGCUCCGUCAGCUCCGGCGAAUACGAAAGACGCGAGCGCUUAGAGGCGGAGCGCAAGCGCCGAGAGCGGUAUGAGUGGGAGCUCCACGUCGGUGGUAAUCUGAAACUGAAACCGGAUCCGGAGGUCGGCGAUGAGGUAGAUGAGGAAGAAGAAGAAGAAGAAGAAGAAGAAGGUGAAGACAAAGAGAUGCAGCAAGCUGAAGAAGAUGAUGAUGAAGAUGAGGUGUAUGUGACGGCAGAUGAGAUCGAUGACAGUGAGAAGAGCGCGAUCGAGCAACUGUGCGGCCCUGUGGCGGCGCAGUUCAAUGAGGAGGCGAGGGAGGCGAGGGAGGCGAGGGAGGCGAAGGGGUUUUUCUGA
Molecule: messenger RNA, 3774 nt
Organism: Endocarpon pusillum Z07020
Lineage: Eukaryota; Fungi; Ascomycota; Eurotiomycetes; Verrucariales; Verrucariaceae
Exons: 5
Coding region: 1-3774 (1257 amino acids)
Source: RefSeq, a predicted model, not a curated record